Molecule: messenger RNA, 3183 nt
Organism: Aphanomyces invadans
Lineage: Eukaryota; Oomycota; Saprolegniomycetes; Saprolegniales; Verrucalvaceae
Exons: 6
Coding region: 1-3183 (1060 amino acids)
Biological process (GO): base-excision repair; proteolysis; nucleotide-excision repair
Cellular component (GO): nucleus
Molecular function (GO): serine-type peptidase activity; DNA-(apurinic or apyrimidinic site) endonuclease activity; oxidized pyrimidine nucleobase lesion DNA N-glycosylase activity
Source: RefSeq, a predicted model, not a curated record
AUGCAGCCGGUGCUGGCAACGCGGCCGUUUCCUCUCCGCGUGGGCUGCAACGGCACGUUCCCGUAUGUGUUUCCCGUGGCCACAGCCCCGACGAUCGUGUUGUCGUUCCCAGUUGACGACACUGCCGCCGAGUUUAUUUCGUUCAACAUUUCGUCGCUGCAUCUCCCGCCCAACGACUUCCUGCGCAUCCGUGUUCCAACGGCGUCGCCUACCGCCGCCCCUUCCACGUACACGUAUCGAGGUCAGUACCGCGAUGGCCUCCUCACCACGCCCGUGUUUUCGUCGCACGUCGUUCUCGAGCUCAUCUCGUUCGGAUCGACCAACUCCAACUGCAACUACGGCUUCGACAUCAUCGAGUACCGGUAUGCUGCAACCCCUCCGACAAAAGAGUCAUCGUGUGACUCGAUCAACACCGCGGCGUCCCCUGCGUGCGAUCAACGGCCGACGAGUCCGUACUGGCGCGGUGCGAAAGCCAUCGUUCGGCUACUUGUGAAUUCCGCGAUUGGGUCGCGAUGGUGUACUGGAUGGUUGGUCGGUUGUGAAAACCACGUCUUGACCAACGCACACUGCAUCGGAUCUGCCGCCGACGCCGCAGCCACCAUAUUUGACGUCCAAGCAUUCGGCCGAUGCAAUGAAAACUGCGCAAGGGGAGGGGCAUGCUCCACCGGCAAAGUUGUCGUUGGGGCUACGUUCAUCGCGGGCUCGCACGAGUUUGACUAUGCGCUGGUGCAGCUCAAUACAGCGACAAACUACUCGGCCGGCAACUUUCUCCGCCUCCAAGCCUCCUUUGUCAUCGGCAGUCCGGUGUACAUCCCACAGCACCCGCUCGGAGGUGGCAUGGUUGUGGCGAUCAAGGCAGCGGGUGGACUGUUUGGUCUCCUGCACACGUCCACGUAUGCGAGCGCGGACUGUGGCCUGGACGGCAUGUUGGGGUACAAACUCAAUACGUCGCCGGGGUCGUCUGGCGCGCCGAUCAUUUCGACGACAACGAAUGGCGUCGUGGGAAUCCAUUCAUGUGGAGGAUGUGCCGUCGGGGUCGGUGCGAGUUUUAAUGGUGGCAUUCCGGCACCGUGGAUCAUCCAAGACCUCGCAAGACAGAACGCAUUGCCGAGUUGUUCCGUUGCGUCUGCAGCUCCUAUCGACCCGAUCAUCCCAUACGAAACCUCCCGAGGCACGCUGUUUGCGUCCGCGCGCGGGAUCUCCUUGGACGUGUACAUGCUAGUCGUUGCGACGGACGGAGCUAUUGCGGUCGACAUUCAGUCCUUUGAGACCGUUGGGUCGUUCCCUCCCCCUGGAGGAAGCAAUCGGUGGCAGGCCUUCAAGGACGUGGACGGCAAUUGCGACGCCUCGUACUUUGCCUCCAACGUGUUUGUGGUGGACGGAACGACGGGCGCGAUUGUGGCCAACAAUGACAUGAGCGUGCGGGGAAAUGGCCGUGCCGAUGGCUCCAUCAGUGACUUCGACGCAUUUACCAAUCUGUACAUCUUUCCAGGGACAUACUACAUCGUCGUUGGCACCACCGACACCUCGGACGUCGACGCGCGCGCUGCCGUGGUAGCGUUUCGUCAGGGCCGACCAGCGUACGCCGCUGGUGUGCUCUUCGAAUGCGGCCUUCCGACUGCUUCCUAUGGCCAUUACACCCUCACGCUUCGAACAAACAUGGAUGCGGACAGCAUCACGUCGUUUGUGUCGCCCAACUCGAGUCUGCCCAGUGCAUGCUCAACUGGCGCCCUUGACCAAGAACGCCACCCAUUGCGCUUCCCGUCCAAAUGUCCGUACCACGCCCGCCCGCCAUUGACGCUUCAAUACAUGGUGGACGGAACCAUUCACCAGAGGAAUGGCAGCGUCUCUCUUGAUCAAGUGCCGUUCGAAGUCGUCGAGACAGCACAUAUUGCCAUUGAGAUCGUGUCGUAUCAAAUAUUCGACGAUGGAACACCGAUGGCGAACGGGUACGACGACGCAGGCAUCUGCGGUCGGUCGUUCAUCGAUGCCGUCGCGUUCGUGUUUGAAGAUUCUACGCAAGGAGGACUGCGAUUGCUGGACACGGAAAAACUUGUUGCAUCCUCGGACGACAAGCCGCCCGGCGUGCGGCCUCCCACGAGUCGUAGCAGCCGUGACCCGUACCUGGACUUGCACUUGCCCAAAGGAAAAUAUGUGUUGGUGGUAGGGCAGUUCCCGCUGCAACUCCACGAGACUGUGAGGUCGUUCACAUCCGUCAAGGACGGAUUUUCGCCGUGGAGAGAGGGCAAGCCCAGCGAGACCGGCAACUACCACGUAAUGUUCUUGACAGAGUCGCCUGGAGUGCUGCUGCCUCCGGCAGGGCCGCCGUCCGUUACUCCACAUGACCCGCCCGUGCAUGUUACUCCUGACAUCAUCACGACUAAAGUCAAACGACCGCGGCUCGAUACAGGGGGACGCGCAAUUCUAGACUACUCUCUCUCCGUGGACUCUCGGUUGGCAGCGCUGCAUCAGCUUCGCGAAUUUCGUCAAGAUGGUUCGGCACCUGUGGACAAGUUCGGCACAGAUCAAGUCGUGGAUUCUCGUGCUCCACCAAAGAGUCAACGACUACAUGCCUUGCUCGGCGCGAUGCUGAGCACUCAAACCAAAGAUGAGAUCACCGCUGCAGCCAUGCGUCGCCUGCACAAUGCAACAAAACCGGAUGGCGGGCUCUCCAUUUCGUCGCUACAGAAGUUGCCGCUGGACAAACUGGCCGAUCUCUUGGCCCCAGUGGGCUUUUACACAAAAAAGGCUGCGCAUAUCAAGAUAAUCGUUGACAUGCUGCACGCGAAAUAUGAGGACGAUGUCCCUUCGUCCUUGACCGAGCUGACCAAUCUGCCUGGCAUUGGGCCGAAAGUCGCACGGCUGACGCUCUUGGUCGCGUGGGGUAUCGUGGACGGCAUCAUUGUCGACACUCAUGUCCAGCGCAUUGCCAAACGUCUCGGAUGGACGAGACUUCGAACGAACAGCACCACAAACUCCGAAACUACUCGCCGCGAUCUCGAGGAAUGGGUACCCAGGCACCUCUGGCGGAAUAUGUCCAAGAUGAUGAUUGGAUUUGGCCAGCUCACGUGCACUGCAGUCAGGCCGAAAUGCGACAAAUGCCCUCUCACAGCGUCGUGUCAGUUGCAGAUGGAGCAGCGACCACUUGGAAAGGCGGCCACUGUCGAGGAACACACAAAUUGA